AUGGAACCCAACUCCCGAACCUCAGACUCAGAGCUAACCCUGAGCCCCAACCCUGAGACCCGACCCCGGACCCUCAACCUCGGAGCCCCUGACCCAGACCCGACCGUGGAGCCCCAAGCCCCAGACCCAGAACUGGGCCUGAUACUUGCCCUGGAGGUGACCCCGACCCCCGAAACAGGCCUUGGACCUGGACCCGGAGCUAACCCCGAGCCCCAACCUCGGACCCUCGACCCUGGAGCCCCCACCCUGGAGCUGACCCCGUGCCCCUGGCCUCUGGAACUGAUCCCAGACCCAGAGCUAAGCCCGAGCCCCAACCCCAAGCCCCAAUCCCAAGCCCUCAACCCCGGAGAGCCUCGAUCCUGUGCAACAGACCUGGAGGUGACCCCAAACCCUGACCCCGAGCCCCAACCGCAAGCCCCUGACCUCAAACCCGGAGCUGACCCCGGACCUACGACACCAGAGCCGACCCCGGACCUGACCCUGACCCCCCCAUCCCAGAGCAAACCCAGUGCCCCGGACCCUAGAGCUGACCUUGACACUGGAGCUGACCCUGGCAAAAUGACCCCGGAACAGACCACAACCCCCGACCCCCGGAAUAGACCCUGGAGUGGAGCUAACCCCAAGACCCAGCCCCGGACCCUCAACCCUGAACCAUCUACCCCGGAGCCCCCACCCCAGACCCUACUCCGGAGCCCCCGACCCGGACUUGAUCCCAGAGCCCCAGACCCGAGCCCCAGCCCCAAGCCCAAGCACUGGACCCUCGACCCCGGAGUCCUCACCCCAGAGCUGACCCCGAGCCCCACCCCAGAGCCGACCUCAAGCUCCCUACCCCAGGAACAGAUCCCGGACCUGGAGCUAAGCCAGAGCCACAACCACGAGCCCCAGCCCCGAGCCCUUGACCCGGGACCCUCAACACUGGACCCAUGA
Molecule: messenger RNA, 927 nt
Organism: Cygnus olor (mute swan)
Lineage: Eukaryota; Metazoa; Chordata; Aves; Anseriformes; Anatidae
Product: leucine-rich repeat extensin-like protein 5
Exons: 2
Coding region: 1-927 (308 amino acids)
Source: RefSeq, a predicted model, not a curated record